Messenger RNA from Coniosporium apollinis CBS 100218, 2583 nucleotides. RefSeq names its product eukaryotic translation initiation factor 3 subunit C. The transcript is spliced from 6 exons. Gene Ontology annotation, cellular component: eukaryotic translation initiation factor 3 complex. Gene Ontology annotation, biological process: translational initiation. Lineage: Eukaryota; Fungi; Ascomycota; Dothideomycetes. The record is from RefSeq and is a predicted model, not a curated record. Gene Ontology annotation, molecular function: translation initiation factor activity; translation initiation factor binding; RNA binding. The coding region runs from base 1 to 2583 and encodes 860 amino acids.
AUGUCGAGAUUCUUUGCGGCGGACUCCAGCAGCGAGAGCUCAUCUGAGGAGGAGGAGCUCUACAGCGAGGGGGAGGCAGAGAAGUCCGAGGAGGAGAGCAGCAGCGAGGAAGAAGAGGAAGAGAGCGAGGAUGAGGACACGGACGAUGAAGAUACGGGCAAAACCGGCGCGGCCAAGUUCUUGAAAGGUGACGCAUCAGAUGAGGAGACGGACGAGGAAGAUAAAGUUACGAUCGUCAAGAGUGCGAAGGACAAGAGGUUCGAGGCACUAGAAGGCACGAUUAGACUCAUCGAGAAUGCCGAGAAGAUCAACGACUGGGCAGUAAUCUCUACAGAGUUCGAUAACCUCAACCGCCAAAUACCAACCCUCACCCGGGAAAGAGAUGGCAAAGUCCCGAAGCUCUACAUCAAGACCAUCGCCGACCUUGAAACGACCAUGCUCGAGACCAUGGAGAAGCAGAAGGUUUCGCCGAAGAAGAUGAACGCGGUCAAUACUCGAGGUCUUAAUGCCAUGAGGCAGAAGCUACGCAAGAUCGUGAAGGAUUACUCCAAGGAGGUUGAGGCAUACCGAGAGAACCCGGAGGCCUACAUGCGGGAAGAGAUUAUUGAAGAAGCACCUCCUGCACCAAAGAGGCCGAGGCAGCAUUUCCUCAGCGCAGCCGAGGCGAUCGAAGGAGCCGACAAUGAGGGCUUUAUUGAGGUUGAUACGAAGGGUCGGCCUGUACGCUACACGCCCGAAAGCAUUCUCAAGAACCUCCGCACGAUCAUUGAAGCCCGCGGUAGGAAAGGUACCGACCGCCUUGAAUCAAUCAGGACUAUGGAAAAGCUCCUCGACGUGGCUGCGACCGAUUACCAGAAGAUUCGCGUACUUCUGAUGCUCAUCUCAACGCGCUUCGACUUGACAUCUGGUACCGGUACCCAGAUGACUCAGGAACAAUGGAAAUUAGCCGAGCACGAAUUUGCGACGCUGUUGGAGGUACUCGAGUCAAAUGAGGAUAUCGUUGUCAUUGAAGGCGCAGAAGAGUGGGAGGACGAUGAGAAGCAACCGCAAAUACCGCCCAGCGACGACUCCGGGCCCUUCAAAAUCCCCGGCAGUAUCGCAUCGUUCAUCGAGAGGCUGGAUGAUGAGCUGACUCGCUCGCUCCAACAUAUCGAUCCCCAUACUGCGGAAUACGUCGACAGACUGAGAGAUGAGACCGCGCUGUAUACGAACAUCGUGCGCUCACAGCUGUACGUUGAAGGUCUGAGGAAGAACCCAAAGCUGGAUGCCUCACAGGAUAGCGUCAACCGAGUGCUCAUGCGCCGCCUAGAGCACAUCUACUUCAAGCCAUCACAAGUUGUCGCCAUCCUCGAAGAGAAGGCGUGGGAAACCAUCCCGGCCGAGCUCGACUCGAGCAUCAUGCCACGAAAGGAUUCUACCAAUACCGGCGCCCUUGUGCAGACUAUUUGCACGUAUCUCUUCCAGCACAGCGAGGGCAUCAUCCGGUCUCGGGCCAUGCUGUGCCAAGUCUAUUACCUCGCGCUUCACGACCAAUACUUCCGCGCACGCGACAUGAUGUUGAUGUCACAUCUUCAGGACACCAUCAACAACUUCGACGUCAACACUCAGAUCCUGUUCAACCGAACACUGGUCCAAGUCGGUCUAUGCGCUUUCCGUGCGGGCCUUGUUUAUGAGGCACAAAACUCCUUGCAAGAGAUCUGCGGUAGCAACAGGCAGAAGGAGCUCCUCGCCCAGGGCCUUCAGAUGCAGCGGUACUCCCAGAUUUCGCCAGAGCAAGAGCGAUUGGAGAGACAGCGACAGCUACCAUUCCAUAUGCAUAUUAACCUCGAGCUACUGGAAUGCGUCUACCUCACCUGCUCCAUGCUCUUGGAGAUUCCCCUGCUGGCCCAGGUUGGUUCUUCUCCGGACAUCAGGAAACGGGUCAUCAGCAAGACGUACCGCCGGCUGUUAGAAUACCAUGAGCGCCAGAUCUUCACAGGCCCACCCGAGAACACCCGCGACCACGUCAUGCAGGCUUCUAAGGCACUCGCAGCAGGCGAGUGGAAGAAGGCCGCGGACUUCAUCAACUCCAUCAAGAUCUGGGAGCUUAUGGCCGGCUCCGCCAAGAUCAAGGAGAUGCUGUCGGAGCAGAUCCAGGAGGAAGGUCUCCGCACCUACCUCUUUACUUACGCCCCAUUCUACGAUACCCUCUCCAUCAGCACCCUGGCCUCCAUGUUCGAGUUGUCGGAACGCAAGGUCUCGGCUGUCGUCAGCAAGAUGAUCAGCCAUGAGGAACUCGCUGCUGCUCUUGACCAGGUCAAUAGCGCCAUCCUCUUCAGGCGCGGCGUCGAACUCUCGAGACUCCAGAGCCUGGCCCUCACGCUCAGCGACAAGGCGAGUGGCUUGAUUGAGUCGAACGAGAAGACGCUUGAGCAGCGGACGGCGGGUACCAGCAAUGCUUUUGAGCGGGAAGGUGGUCGCGGCGGCCGUGGUGGGCGUGGAGGUGGGCGUGGAAGGGGUGGCAUGGGGAGAGGCGGACAGGGCGGGCAGAGGAGGGGUCAAGGGUUCACGGGUGGUGCGCUGGGCAGGGCUAUCCAGGCAUAG